CAAAUAUCCAUUAAAUCAAAAAAAGUCGGUCAUUGAGCAAAAAUUCACGCGUGUUUUCUUUUUCAAACGGAUAUCUAGGAAAAAGUGAUGAAAAUUUACUCCUCUACACGGCACGUGUUGCAUGUUACAUGCAAUAAUGGAUUUUUAAUUAAAAAUAAAACCAGGUAUUUAUUAAUUAACCUGGCAAAGAGUUUUGCAUUUUUCAUUUGUACAGCGUACCUGUAAGUUGCCAUCAUGCGGAUUAAAAUGAAGAUUUUUGUGCUCGUUUGUGUUGUUACUUGUGGAUUUUGUGAGACAGAGCAGGACGAGAAUAGAGGAUUACAUGUUUUCGGACGUACUAUUAACGAGUGUUUGAAUGCUAAUGAAAGAUACGCAUGUUUUGCUGAAAAAGUAGCAAGAGCACUGGAAAAAUCCAUGGAUUGGAACAUUGAAAUUAUGGACGGCGUGACGCUCCAAAGAAACAAUGAAACUGUAAACCAUCGACAAGCAAGGUUAUUAGGAUUCAGUCGCCUUAGCCAAUCAAUCCAGAACUUCUUCCAGACCCAUGUAAUUUCUUUAGAGCUUGGAGGUGCAAGGCAACUUCGCAGAGGUGAAGGAGGAGGAGGAGGAGGUGGCUUGGGCUUUGAAGGAGGAAUGAAAGCUCUGAGAAAAGAAAAGAAAUAUAUGUCGUAUGCCUUUAUGGUUCUGUUAGGUAUUUUUGGUUUGACCGGUCCCUUGGUGAUGAAAGUCCUGGCCCUAAUGGCAGCCAACGCCCUACUAGCAGCAAAAGCGGCCCUAAUCAUUGUUGGAUCAGUAGCACUCAAAAAGCUGUUCGAGAGAGACCACCAAGAACCUGCAGUAAAAGUGCACACCAUUGCUCAUGAUGAAGAAGAUUACGAUCACGAUCGGAUAAGUAAAUAUGGAUACUCUGGAUACGCAUAUGACGGAACAUAUAACAAGAAUUAUCCGUACAGUGGGUAUUAUGAUGAUUAUUAUAAAAAUAACGUGGCGAAGAAUAGUAAUGUGAAUUUACGAUGAUGAUGUAUAGGAAAUUGUAUUUGUUUAUUGAAAUAAAUUAGUUUUUAAAUUGUAUUUCAUUUCUAAAGUUUUACCCAUCAGGGACUCAAAAUACUGUUUCUAGCUCUAGCACCAAUGUUUUACUCUCAGUAGAAAAAAUAGUCUAAAUUCUAAAUUACGUAACCUUCUUACUAAAACGAUGAAAUUUCGAAAUUUUUUUUUCUUGAGAUUUUGUAUCCUAAUGGUCAAUUAACAUCCACCAAACCCCAUACACUGAAUUAUUUUCAGAGAUUGUAGUCCGUUUAUUGAGAUAAGAUUCAGUGAAAAUUUCAGCUUUCUAUCUAUACCGUACACUGGGGUUUACGUUGCCUAAAGGGGUAAGUUUGCCAAGCAAUGCGUCUAUUAUAAAAAUAAAUGUUUUUACGUGAAAGUGGCAAUAUUGCAAGCCUAGUAAACACUUUCCGUUCUCCGUUAGAAGCCGGUGCAUACAUCCCGCGCUUUUGUGAGUGGCAAACAAACCCAGUUGAAACUCUAUAAGAUAUUUUUUAUUUUGCCAAAAUUGUCAACUUUCAGAAGCUCUGCUAUACUAAGAUGUGUACC
Ceutorhynchus assimilis (cabbage seed weevil) is the source of this 1596-nucleotide messenger RNA. The record is from the annotation of a GenBank genome assembly. Lineage: Eukaryota; Metazoa; Arthropoda; Insecta; Coleoptera; Curculionidae.